AUGGCUGACUCUGCGCGCAAGAAGCAACGCCUGUCGCCUGAGCACGACCUCAUCAAUACACCCAGCAACGAUGCGCGAACGCCCAUAACACCUUUCCGCCGUGCCAUCAGUGCAGGCCCCACUCCAGGAAGCCGGAAGACGCCAACAUUUCGAACGCCAGGGACUGGGAAAACUCCACGCGGUGGCCCAGCAACUCGACCCUUACCAUUCAGGAGAGCGGCGCCCACGACACCCCAUGCGAUCAAGGCACUGAGAGAGCGUGCCAAUGCUGCUAGGACACCCGGCAACAACCGUCGAAGAAGUGGGAGGAUGCAGAGGGAGACUCCGCGUGAUCUCUUGCGAGGGUUGAGUAGAGCGCUUGCCCGCGAUAGUCGACCAGUUCAGCCCUCGCCUCAAGUUCAAGCCAAGCCAACCCGGCAUUCAGCGCUCGAUCUUCCAGAUGUAGAAGAUGGCCCAGAUCCUGCAGCGCCUCGACUGUCCAUGGCCCUGGGUGACAUGUAUGACGACGACGACGAAAGUUACCACAGUGCCCCUCCACGCCAAUCGCUUCUCCCUGACCUGCCAGACGAUGUUGACGGAGGGACUGUACAAUCUCUCGAAUUUGGACGCCGAGCAGUCAGUGAAGAUCCACGCCACAUGUUUGGAGGUAGAUAUAGUGCGCACUUUGGGGAUUUGAGCGAGCUGGGCGCCGUUGACGAAGAAUUCGAAAUCGACGGCACGUUCAUAAACCAACGGCGAAAUACAAUACUGGACCAGCCUAUUGAUGAGGCCCUGGAGGAAGACGAUACCACGACUCAGUUACGGGCUUUGACUGGUCGAAGGGAUGGUCGUCCAAGUGACGUGGAUCUAGGGAUUUUUGGACGAGACGAUGAUGAUACCGAAGAGCCGACUUUCCGAUUCAACAUACCGGAACGCAUACGUGCACCGGCGAGAACACGGGAGCAGGAGGAGCAGGAGCAGGAGGAAGUUGGGCAAGACGCAGAUAGUGAACCUCCAGGUCCACAAGACGAGAGUAUGCAAUACCUAGAGGAUGACGAGCAGAAUGAAGCUACCAUGGCACUGAAUGGCGACGAUCCUACCGAACCAGGCGGAAUGUUGGGUUGGGAGUCAGAGGAUGCAGCAGAGGAUGACGCAGCUCUUGCUGCAUAUCGAGAAGAGGCGUCUGCGGUAGACCGAAGCUUGGAAACGCAGUCACCCGAGCGUCCUGUUGCCGCGAAGCAAGGUGUGAGAGCACCGAAAGAAAUGCGCAUCUCGAAGCGCGGACUGGACUAUCCAUCAUUUCCGACUGCAAAUGUCAAGAAGCUUGCCGCGAGCUUCAUGAAGUCUCAAGGGAGUAAGGCCCGAUUGGCUCCUGAUGCAAUAGCUGAGCUGGUGAAGAACACGGACGAUUUCUUCGAGCAGAUUAGUAUCGAUCUUUCUGCGUACGCACAGCAUGGUGGGCGCAAGAUUAUCGAAGAGAGCGAUGUCAUUGCGCUCAUGAAACGGUAUUUUACACCCUUUAUUGUACAGACGUGUACAAGUAUCUGCAUUCCGGCUCACUGA
This is a messenger RNA of Plenodomus lingam JN3, 1542 nucleotides long. RefSeq lists its product as uncharacterized. Gene Ontology annotation, biological process: resolution of meiotic recombination intermediates; replication fork processing. Gene Ontology annotation, molecular function: chromatin binding; protein heterodimerization activity. The record is from RefSeq and is a predicted model, not a curated record. Gene Ontology annotation, cellular component: FANCM-MHF complex. NCBI's taxonomy places the organism in Eukaryota, Fungi, Ascomycota, Dothideomycetes, Pleosporales, Leptosphaeriaceae.